GCUCAAUGUCCUGUCCCUGUCACUCUGUUAUGCUAUGAUUCUACCAUAACCUUAAAACGCGCUUGUUUCUUAACCCCUAUUUUAAAUAAUAGUCAGUAAGAAAUAUUCGUUUGGUUUGUCAUGGUGUUUUUAUAAAAAGAUGAUACAUUAGAAUAAUACAUACAAACAAAAAUGUGUACGUCUUCAAGGAACAGUGUAAAUUAAAUUCAAUUUAACCUGUCUAGUUUGGUUUACAUUGUAUACACAUACCGACAUGUAUUCUUUAAUUGUAUUAAAUAGUGUGUUAGUCAAGUGCAAUAAAUUUUGCACAUUAAACACCUGUAGAAAGAUACAUUCAUCAAAUUUAAAACAGAUAUUGUUUAACAAAAAUGUCAAUCCGAAGUUAAAAACUGAGAAGAGAUCAACCUUGUAUUAUUUAGCAGCAGCUGGUGUAUUUGCGGUUGGUAUGAGUUAUGCUGCAGUACCACUAUAUAGGAUAUUCUGUCAGGCGUAUGGGUAUGGUGGUACAGUUGGAGAAGCUUCAGGUGCACAUGUUGAAAAAUUGAAAAAAAUCCAGCACAGAGAAAUAACAGUUAAGUUUAAUGCUGACGUUGCCUCCAGUAUGCGAUGGAAUUUCAAACCACAACAACAUGAAAUAAAGGUAAUGCCUGGGGAGACAGCUUUAGCAUUCUACACUGCUCGUAACCCCAGUGACAAGCCUGUGAUAGGUAUAAGCACAUACAAUGUGGUGCCUUUUGACGCCGGUCAGUACUUUAACAAGAUACAGUGCUUUUGUUUUGAAGAGCAGCUGCUGAAUCCACAUGAAGAGGUGGAUAUGCCUGUGUUUUUUUACAUUGACUCUGAGUUUGCUGAAGAUCCUAAAAUGGAGUUUGUAAAUGAAAUUACACUUUCAUACACAUUUUUUGAGGCAAAACCUGGUUUGCAGUUAUCCAUGCCUUCAUUUGCAAAACCUCAUACAGCGCAGAAAGUUAGUAUAUGAAGUUAGUAAUUUGUAAAUUUAUGUAAAUAAACGAAUCAACUUUUACGCAA
Molecule: messenger RNA, 1029 nt
Organism: Homalodisca vitripennis (glassy-winged sharpshooter)
Lineage: Eukaryota; Metazoa; Arthropoda; Insecta; Hemiptera; Cicadellidae
Gene: Cox11
Product: cytochrome c oxidase assembly protein COX11, mitochondrial
Exons: 4
Coding region: 254-979 (241 amino acids)
Cellular component (GO): mitochondrial inner membrane
Molecular function (GO): copper ion binding
Source: RefSeq, a predicted model, not a curated record